UGAAUGCAUCCAAACUUGGUGAGUUCGAUUUCUCCCAAGUUUAGUUUGUGUCGUAACAGCCUCUUUUCCUUCAUUUGUUUGUGGUUUUCCUUCUAAGUGGCGUCUACGCCAAUAUUGGAUUUGCAUUUAGAGUAAUACAAGUGAGCGAACUCUGAGUCAACAACGAUGACGUCUCAGCGGUAAUUUCCUCUAUUUCACAUGUGGCUGUGCAACUUCGAUGCGGCGCUAUAACAUGUAGCUCGUCAUUCGUCGACUUGUUGCACACAAAUGAGCCGAGAUAAGCGUUCGACAAUGCCUACCGAGUCCCCUCACUUCUCCCCGGUGACUGAACUUGUCUCCGGGCAGCGCUGGUGGCGUGUGGCCGCCCUCGCGGUGCUGUUGCUGGGCGUUGUAGCCUCGACGGGCUGGGCGGAGGAAGCAUCUUGCCAUGGAGCCUAUGACCUCUACUUUGUCCUGGACAAGUCAGGAAGUGUUGCCACUGACUGGUUUGAGAUCUACUCCUUUGUUAGGAAUCUUACAGACAGAUUUGUCAGUCCCAGAAUGAGAGUGUCCUUCAUUGUUUUCUCGGCUCAAGCUCAAGUCCUCCUCCCGCUGACAGGGGAUCGGUACGAGAUUGAACAAGGCCUAAAGAAACUGCGGGCUGUCUCUCCAGCUGGUGAGACGUACAUGCAUGAGGGUCUGAAAGAAGCUACGGAACAGAUCCAGAAGCAGGCCACAAAGUCGUCCAGCAUCAUCUUGGCGCUGACAGACGGCAUGCUGGAUGUGUAUGUUCACGAACUCACCAUCAAGCAGGCGGAGGAAGCAAGGAAGUAUGGCGCUCGUGUCUAUUGUGUAGGGAUCAAAGACUUUGAUGAGCAGCAGCUCGUUGACAUCGCCGACAACAAGGACCAGGUGUUUCCUGUCAAAGAUGGCUUCCAUGCUCUAAAAGGCAUCAUUAACUCUAUAUUGAAGAGAUCCUGCACAGAGAUCCUGAGCGUGGAGCCUUCCAGUGUUUGUGUCAACGAGUCAUUUGACAUCGUGCUGCGAGGAAAUGGCUUCGCGUUGGGCCGCAGCAGUGAGGGCGUUGUAUGCAGCUUCAUCGUGGACCAGCAAACUUUCAAUCAUAAGCCAAGCGCCGUGCGUAAUGACUACCUGCUCUGUCCUGCGCCCAAGCUCUACGAGGUGGGACAGACCAUGGACGUAUUGAUCAGCCUGAACAACGGCAAGUCGUUCAUCUCCGCAGCAUAUACUAUCACUGCCUCCACUUGUUCCAGUGGUCUGGUGGUGGCCAUCGUGUUCCUGGUGCUUCUGGCUCUUGUGGCUUUGGCCCUAAUGUGGUGGUUCUGGCCUCUCUGCUGCACUCUGGUCAUCAAAGACCCUCCACCACCGCCACCCCCGACAAGACCGCCACCACCUGAACCUGAAGUGGCCGGCAAGAAAAAGUGGCCAACCGUGGAUGCGUCCUAUUAUGGAGGGAGAGGAGCUGGAGGAAUCAAACGCAUGGAGGUGCGCUGGGGUGAAAAAGGUUCCACUGAAGAAGGCGCCCGUCUGGAAAAGGCCAAGAAUGCGGUGGUGUCCAUGCCUGAGGAAGCUGAGGAGCCCAUGGUAAAGCGUCCAACUACCAAGCCUGCUGCUUCCCCCUACCACCGUAGGGACAACAAGUGGUACACACCAAUCAAGGGUCGUCUGGACGCUUUGUGGGCUUUGAUGCGACGGCAGUACGAUCGAGUGUCCCUCAUGCGGCCCACCUCUGGUGAUAAGGCAAAAAACAGUCUUUCAAGGGAAGAAAUGUCCGAGUGGUCAAUGAUCAUCGCGUGUUUGGCCAAGACUCAGGCUGCCAUUUCCCAGCAGGCCAGAUGGCAGCGCUGUGUGGGCAGUGUGGUGUGUCUCUGUAAGAGGGGCUUGCAUCAAGAUGGCCAGCAGUCUUGUGGACGAGGGAGGAUUGCUCACACACUCUGUCCUUUGCAGCUGUAGUGUUUGUACCUUCAAAUAAUACUUUUGAUAACCAUGAACGAUCCCAAAUUGGCCACGUCAACAAAAUGGUUGAAUUCUAUUGCAGACAUGGCCUCUUGAGAUUGAUUUAUGUGGGCGUCCCCAUGAUUGACAAAUCUACCAAAUUUCAUUGUUUUAAGUAGGGAUGUCCCCAAUCCGUUCACGUGAUCAUAAAUCGGGCCAGUUUUUAGAGGAUCAGAAUUGGGUGAAAAGGAUCGGGUUUUGCAUUAAUUAAAACGUAUUGUGCUAGCUACAGAUGUAUCGGCCAUCAGCCGAUUAACAAACAAAAAUAAAUAAGCUGAUGAAAAAAUAAUUUCAAUCAGGCAUCUGUGUGGUCGACUGUGGCCGCCGCUGACUGACAUUAGGACCUCAUAAGGACCCCGCAGCAGCUUGAAGGCAGGCUGCUACAGGAAGCUUCAGGCUUGCCUGUUUUGUAAAUACUGCAAGAUUUUUUUUUAUCUUGCAUGAGGAAAUAUUUGGCUUUACGUUGCUUUAGCCUUUUAAUAUGUUUACCGAGUGAUCCUUUCACUCUAAAUAUAACUUGUAGCAUUAGCGUAGCGUUCACAAUAGCUUUAGCAUGGCAACUAAUUCUUUGCAUCCAUCGUGUGACGCAGUUUGGAACAAAGGCGCAUUCACUUCCACAAUACACAGCCUGUUGGACCCAUUGACAUUGUUGAGUGCUUUCUGUUAUGUUUCCACCUCGGAAACUAUGUCCGUCAAUAUUUUACAUCUAUACCAACCUGUUAAUAUAAAAUAUAUGUGUGCUUAUGGGGAAAACCUACGGUGGUAUGAAAAAUUAUCUGAACCUUUUGGAAUUUCUCACAUUUCUGCAUAAAAUCACCAUCAAAUGUGAUCUGAUCUUUGUGAAAA
Molecule: messenger RNA, 2841 nt
Organism: Corythoichthys intestinalis (scribbled pipefish)
Lineage: Eukaryota; Metazoa; Chordata; Actinopteri; Syngnathiformes; Syngnathidae
Gene: antxr2a
Product: ANTXR cell adhesion molecule 2a
Exons: 17
Coding region: 268-1953 (561 amino acids)
Cellular component (GO): plasma membrane; cell surface
Molecular function (GO): transmembrane signaling receptor activity
Source: RefSeq, a predicted model, not a curated record